Messenger RNA from Lichtheimia ornata, 1422 nucleotides. RefSeq lists its product as uncharacterized. Gene Ontology annotation, molecular function: fatty acyl-CoA hydrolase activity. Gene Ontology annotation, cellular component: mitochondrion. NCBI's taxonomy places the organism in Eukaryota, Fungi, Mucoromycota, Mucoromycetes, Mucorales, Lichtheimiaceae. The coding region runs from base 1 to 1422 and encodes 473 amino acids. The record is from RefSeq and is a predicted model, not a curated record. The transcript is spliced from 4 exons. Gene Ontology annotation, biological process: acyl-CoA metabolic process.
AUGAUGCGUUUAACUCGAUGCAGGAUGGCUACAUCAGCCGCUUUUCGAUUAUCAAUGGCGCGUCGCAAGCAAGCUGCUAAUCCAAACCAAACAUUAGCUGAACGCACGUAUACUGUACGCCCAACGCAUUUUUGGAUGGAUAAAAUCCUUGAACGUGAAAAUCAAAAACCAAUUGCAGAUUCAAAAGCACCACCCCAAGAGCGCCAUUUGAUUGAGAAAACGAUGUCCGAUAGUGCCAUGGUACAAUACUUGCCGUUUAAAUCAUCACCGGAACUGCUGGAUGAGUAUAUUUUUGUGGAUGGACGAAUUCGUACGGGAAAGCUGCUUGAAGACUUGGAUAGAAUGGCAGGUGCUGUGGCCUACAAGCACAUCGAUAACAAUGAUCCUAAUGCACGACCUGUUACUGUGGUGACGGCGAGCGUCGAUCGAUUGGAUUUGCUGCUGCCAAAAGCCGUUGAAGAUUACAAGUUGACGGGUCAGGUGACCUAUGUGGGAACAAGCUCUAUGGAAAUCUUUCUCAAAGCUGAAACGGUACCUAGUGGGGAAGAUGAGCAUUUAUCACCCACAGAGCCAACAUCAGCAAAAAUCCAACAUCCCGGUGAGUUGGGUCCCAAUACAGUGCUUGCAACAAGGUUUACAAUGGUAGCUAUCGAUUCUGCCACUGGAAAGUCCGUGCGCAUCAAUCCACUCAAAACAACAACACCAGCUGAGGAACGAUUGUUUGAAUUUGCCAAAGCUAACAAGGCACGUAAGAAACGUAAUGCUGAAAGUGCAUUGACGCGUUUUCCUCCCACCCCUGAGGAACGAUUGGCCAUCCAUGACAUUUAUCUUGAAUACUCUAAAUACGAUCACAGCGAUGAAAAGUCGUUUAUGAUGCAAAAUAGUGCUGAUAAGCAACCAAUGCCUAGCAACCUUGUAUGGAUGCAAGACACCAGCAUUGAAAGCAAUUAUCUAAUGCAGCCCCAAGAUCGAAAUAUCCACAACAACAUCUUUGGUGGCUACUUGAUGCGUCGUGCCUAUGAACUUGCUUAUGCAGAUGCCACUGUAUACUUGGGCUCUCGCGAUGCUAUUUUGUUGGCUAUGGACGAAGUUAUCUUUCGUAGACCUGUACACGUUGGUACGCUUCUCCAUCUCAAAUCCGAAGUCAUUUAUGCAGAAGGUGCACCCCAUCACUCUUUCCAAGUGAGAGUGGUAGCUGAAGUCGUUGAUAUCGAACAUUCAAAAUGUGAGACAACCAACAUCUUUUACUUCACUUUGGCUGCUGAAGGGGAUGUUCAACCUCGACGUAUCCUCCCACGCACUUAUUCAGAGACCAUGUUAUGGCUCGAAGGAAAACGUCGUCGAGAAGAAGGUGUUCACGCACGCCACAUGUUGCUCGAAUCCUUAUCACGUAAUAACAAGACCAAUAGCAAUUCACAAUAA